AUGACGGCUGUGGUUCAUGCAUACCGGCAUCUGUACAGACAAGGUCUGAAAGCUAUUCGAUACUCAACCCCUGCCCGACAUGUUCUGAGAUCCACCUUGCGGAGCUCCUUUCGUUCGUCUCCGCUCGAGGAUUUCGACCAGCCUAGAAUCGACAACACUCUGGCUUUCAUGCAACGGGCUGCAGAAACGAAUGGCCUUGAGCACAAAAUCCUGCGUAAUAUUCUAAUGACGAGAUACUGGGAAACUCCACAAAUUGCUAAGGAGUCUCGCAUACUGAAGAUGCUUGGCCUUGGCAAGGAGGAGUAUCGAUUGCGCAAGGAUGCUUCGAAGCAUUUCAAUUUGACCCUUGAACGCCUGAAUGACAGCCUGGGGACCUGCCUGAAGUGA
Penicillium chermesinum is the source of this 387-nucleotide messenger RNA. RefSeq lists its product as uncharacterized. NCBI's taxonomy places the organism in Eukaryota, Fungi, Ascomycota, Eurotiomycetes, Eurotiales, Aspergillaceae. The transcript is spliced from 2 exons. The record is from RefSeq and is a predicted model, not a curated record. Bases 1 to 387 code for a protein of 128 amino acids.